Rotaria sp. Silwood2 is the source of this 696-nucleotide messenger RNA. The record is from the annotation of a GenBank genome assembly. Lineage: Eukaryota; Metazoa; Rotifera; Eurotatoria; Philodinida; Philodinidae.
AUGUCAGUCGUUCCAAUUUUUGAACGUGAAUCUGCGAUUAUUGUUGGUGCAGGAGAUGCUGCAUAUGCGCAUCAUACUAGAGAGACAACAAUCAUUGGUAAUAUACGAGCCACAGGUGUUACAGUGACCAUCCGAAAUAACUACGCAGCACGAUACAAUUUUGCUGUGCGUCAAUACAAUAAUUUACCAUUAUCAGAAGAGAAAACGCUUAUGUUUGGUGAUCUUUUCUUGGUACAUCGCUAUACUGUUAUUUUUUUAUGGCUUUUAUCUAUGAUUUGUGGUGGUAUCAGUGUUGUUGUAAAACCAUUAGUCACAAUACCCAUUAUUAUAAGUUUGCUAUACAUUGUUGUAUCGAUCUAUAACAGUAUAAUUUUUAAGAAGAAUCAAACCGUGUUCGAUGAUACAUUAAUGAUACAAAAUAAUGAUCUUGGUAGUAACAAUGAAUGGUAUAGGGUGCCUAUUCAUACACGGAUUGAAGAUCGUGCUGCAUUGGCAGCCGUUGGAGGGGACAAUUCAAGUGCUAUGGCAGCUAUUCGUGAAGAGUAUACAAAUUUGAAAGAAGUCAAAGUUAUGGUAUACACAGAACGAUAUAUAACACGUUUCACUUAUUUUCCAGCAAAAACUAUUGCGAUACAUGUUGUCCUCUUUCUUAUUGCAUUUAUAUUUAGUAUUGCUAUGGUAGCUAUACGAACAUGA